Cornus florida is the source of this 1333-nucleotide messenger RNA. RefSeq names its product annexin D5-like. The record is from RefSeq and is a predicted model, not a curated record. Lineage: Eukaryota; Viridiplantae; Streptophyta; Magnoliopsida; Cornales; Cornaceae. Gene Ontology annotation, cellular component: cytoplasm. Bases 111 to 1055 code for a protein of 314 amino acids. The transcript has 6 exons. Gene Ontology annotation, molecular function: calcium-dependent phospholipid binding; calcium ion binding.
AACCAAGAGGCGUAAAAUUUGUUGUAUGCUGGAUCCAUAAUGUGGAUGAAGUACGAGUAGUCUCAUCUUUUACGCAUUUGAAACAACCGACUUUGAUCACAGAGAGAGAUAUGGCCUCUCUGACUGUUCCUCCUGUUCUUACAUCCCCACGGGACGAUGCUACCCAACUUCACCAUGCUUUCAAGGGAUUUGGCUGUGAUGCUGAAGCAGUGAUCAAUAUUGUUGCCUACCGUGAUGCAACACAGCGCGCUCUUAUCCAACAAGAAUACAGAGCAAUGUUUUCUGCUGACCUGCGCAAAAAAUUGGCUUCUGAGCUUAGCGGCGAUUUAGAGGCGGCAGUUCUUCUGUGGAUGCAUGAUCCAGCAGUACGUGAUGCUGUUAUAUUGACGGAGGCACUAAAAGGGAACUGCCUUGAAGUUGCCACUGAAGUGAUAUGCUCUCGUACUCCAUCCCAGAUACACUUGUUCAAGCAAGCCUACUAUUCAAUGAAUAAGGUCGACCUUAAACAUGAUAUUGAAAAACAUGCCUCUGGAGAUCAUGAAAAGCUUUUGGUUGCAUAUAUAAGCACAUCUCGACAUGAAGGCUUUGAGGUUGAUAUGCAUAUGGUUGAAGCGGAUGAAAUGGCUCUCUAUAAAGCAGGGGAGAAAAAAAUGGGAACGGAUGAGAAAACUUUUAUCCGCAUUUUCAGUGAACGAAGCAGUGCACAUUUAGCUGCUAUCAACUCUGCUUACCGAAAGAAGCAUAAGAAGUCACUGAAAAAGGCUGUGAAGAGCGAAACUUCCGGAAAAUUUGAGCUUGCACUUUUGACAAUCCUACGCGUUGCAGAAAAUCCCGCCAAGUAUUUUGCAAAGGAACUACAGAAGGCAAUGAAAGGGUUUGGAACUGAUGAAAAGAAACUUACAAGGUUAAUUGUGACGAGGUCUGAGAUUGAUAUGCAGUACAUAAAAGCUGAGUACCACAAGAUUUACAAGAAGUCAUUGAAUGAUGUAGUUCGCUCGGAAAUAUCAGGGAAUUACAGGACCUUCCUUCUCUCCCUCCUCGGUCCCAUCCAUUAAACCUGAUGAUCAAUGUUAGGUGCUCACAAGCACAGUAAUUUGCUACACUUUUUAGGUGGCCACUUGCUUGGGUCAAGACCUUUCUGUGUUUUUGGUGAAUAAAGCAUAUCAUUAAAGGGGAAAGAAAGAAGAACUGCUCACUAGAUCUCCUACACAUAGCUAUCAGAAGCAAUAAUUUUCUUUGAAUCAAUUUAGACAGGUAUAGAUUUAAGUCGCGGACUUGUGCAUCGGAGGGAUUCGAACGCACACGCGUAUACUGAAUACGAUUCGUCCAAACA